Messenger RNA from Gadus morhua (Atlantic cod), 4007 nucleotides. It is a transcript of the gene accs, whose product is annotated as 1-aminocyclopropane-1-carboxylate synthase homolog (Arabidopsis)(non-functional). The transcript is spliced from 16 exons. The record is from RefSeq and is a predicted model, not a curated record. The coding region runs from base 609 to 3695 and encodes 1028 amino acids. Gene Ontology annotation, molecular function: pyridoxal phosphate binding; transaminase activity. NCBI's taxonomy places the organism in Eukaryota, Metazoa, Chordata, Actinopteri, Gadiformes, Gadidae. Gene Ontology annotation, biological process: amino acid metabolic process; biosynthetic process.
CGGCUGGCUUAACCGCGGAUGAACGAAUGGUGGCUCACUUGACCGCAGUCAGGUGUGCGCCCCAUCGGUGUGCCCCUUGUUAACCAGCGAUGUUAUAAUCUCUGUGUUCUGGCGCCACCUGGCGUUCGUCGCAACAACAACAACAACAACAACAACAGCGCCUCUCACCCCGGUGACGGUAGAGGGGGCUGCACAGAAAACAUGGAGGUAUUCUGACUACGCCUGCUGGUCAUCCAGGGCUGGGAUCCCGUGAUAUUACCCUGUUUCAGCCUAUCGCAGUCCUGGAUUUAGCACAGCGUUAGCCCGGACUAAGUUAUCCCGGAAUAACAGCACGCAUGUGCCGCCAACCCGGAUGCAGUUACAGCCCACGGCGCUGUGCACCCGAGUUAUCGCAUUGUGAGACAUUCAUAUUUGAGAUUAUGAGCCGCAUAUCGCUUUUUAAGGGGUUCACCCAUGCAGGCUGCACAAAUGUGACGCUUAAGUUUGCAAUUCUGUCUAAAAACUUUUAUGAAAUCCCUCGGAGGAUCCCAGACCCGACCUGUGUUUACUGAUCGGACCUCUUCAUGUGCAGCAGUGUCUGGGUGAGAUCCAGCACCCACUGAGAGAAGAUGGACUUCCGCAACAGGAGGCACGAGCGGGGCAGCAACUGGACGGACCCGGAGAUCGUGGAGCUGCUGCAGCUGUGGUCGGACGAGGCGGUGCAGGUGGAGCUGGAGAGCUCCCUGCGGAACCAGCGUGUCUUCGACCGCAUCGCCAACGUGCUGCUGGAGAAGGGCAUCUACCGCUCGGGCGACCAGUGCCGCGAGAAGAUCAAGAAGAUGAAGCUGGAGUACCGCCGCAUCAAGGACAACCUGAAGAUGAGGUCCUGGAGGUUCUACGACGUCAUGGACCGGGUGUUGGCCAACCGGCCGUCGGUGACCUACUCGUCCCUGGGGGGGUCCGUGGUGGCCCAGCAGGUGUUUCAGAUCCCCCCCGGGGCUGAGUCAUACCUGCACGCGGCCCAGGAGGCGAGCUCCUUCGCGCCUGUGACCUCGGGGGGCUUCCUGUUCGGGCAGCCCACCGGGUCGGGCGACCUGCUGGACGUUAAAUGCGAGGACGUGGAGGACGGGGGAGGGCUGGACUCGGGUGGGGCUCCGUCCGUACCGGCGUACGAGAUAUCUGGGGACGAGCCGGAGACGGAGCACUCCGGACUGGACCCCGAACGAGGGCAGGAAGCAGAGGGAGGGUUGGAGCUGGGCCACGGAGACGUCUCGGCCACGGCGGCGGUCUCCCCCUCAGGGUUCAGUGACCUCCGCAUGGCCGGCUCCCCGCCCAGCGCCAAGCCCAGCGCCGGGGGCUCCGUCGCGGAGGGUUCCGGCCCGGCCAGGCCCGCCCCCGGGAGGCAGAGGAAGCGACGCCGGGCGGGUAAAGGCUCCUCCUCCUCGUCGUUCUGUGGGCGCGGCGGGGCGGCGGCGGCGGCGGCGGCGGACCAGGCCAUGGCGGCGUCCACGGGCCUCGACCGUGCCCUGGCCAGCUUCCUCAACUGGCAGCGGGCCGCGGAGGAGCGCCUCCUGUCCCUGGAGGAGGCGCGCCUGGACCGCGAGGAGCAGGCGGAGGAGCGGCGGGAGCGUCAGGAGGAACGGAGGGGCGAGCUGGAGCGGCAGCACGAGCUCCGCCUGCUGGGCGUGUUCGCCGGCGCCCUGGCCGCCGUUAAAGAUGGGGGCGUGACCCCCGCCUCCACCCCUACGGCUCCGCCCCAACCCGGCCCCCCCACGCCCGCUCAAACCGCCCCCACAGCCGCACACAAGGAGAGCACAGCCGUCACCUCCGCCCUCGCUCAGAGCCCCUCCCUGACCACGAGCGCCACGCCCCCAACCUCUUCUUCCUCUGUCGCCUCGGCCUCAUCAUCAUCAUCGUCGGUGUCCAAGGCUUCUUCUGAGACUCCUCCCGCUGGCUCACAACCCCCUACAGAGAGCCCCCUCUCCGGGGCCGCCCUGCCAGGCCCAGGGACCCCCGAGGGCCCACAGUCGGGUCCCCCCGGCCUGGAGGCCCCGGGCCCCAGCCCCUACCUGUCCAAGCGGGGGAACAGCGUCCGAGGACACCAGGGGAUUCUGCAGGAGGGCUUCGCCCGCUACAACGCAGACAGGCACCACCAGCAGCACAACCCCGAUGGUUUCAUCAAUCUGGGAACCAGCGAAAACAAAUUAUGCUUUGAUCUUCUCCACAGUCGGUUGACUCAGCCGGACAUGUUGCACAUUGACCCGCCUCUUCUGCAGUACCCUGACUGGAAGGGCCACGGCUUUCUUAGGAGGGCGGUGGCAGACUUCCUGUCCCACUACUGCGGUUCCAGGUGCCCUCUCGACCCAGAUAAUGUGAUAGUGAUGAACGGCUGUGGGUCGCUCUUCUCAGCCAUUGCGGCGGUAAUAUGUGACCCUGAAGAGGCCAUACUCAUCCCCACUCCAUUCUACGGGGUGAUCACUGAGGACGUGGGCUUGUACAGCGGGGUGAAACUCUUCCACGUUCCCCUUGACUGUGAGGCCAGUGGAGACGGCACACGUCCAUUCCACCUCACCGUGGAGAAACUGGAGGACGGUCUACAAAGAGCAAAGGAACAGGGUGUGAUGGUCCGAGGGGUCAUCCUGGUGAACCCCCACAACCCUUUGGCAGACAUCUACACCCCCCAGGAGAUGGCUGGCUUCCUGGAGUUUGCCAAAAGAUAUGAGCUGCAUGCUAUCGUGGACGAGGUGUACAUGCUGACCAUCUUCCAGGAGAAGGUCUCUUUCCAGAGUGUUCUGGGAAUGGACAGUUUGCCCGAUCCGCAAAGAACACACGUGCUAUGGGGCUUCAGCAAGGACUUUGCCAUGGCGGGGAUCAGAGUGGGCACCCUGUACACGGAGAACACGGACCUGAUGGAGGCCCUGAGCCAGCUGGCCAACCUCCACGGGGUCCCCGGCUCCACCCAGCACCAGAUGGCUCAGCUGCUCCAGGACCGAGACUGGAUCAGUGAGGUGUUCCUGCCGGAGAACCAGCGCCGGCUGAAGACGAGCCAUGGCUACGUUGCGGCGGAGCUGUCCCGACUGGGCGUGCCCUACCUCCACCGGCCCGCCUGCUUCUACCUCUGGGCCGACCUCCGCAAGUACUUGGGGGAGGCCUCGUUCUCUGCGGAGCUGUCCCUGUGGAGGGUGUUCCUGAGGCACAAGGUGGUGCUGAGCUGCGGUCAGGCCUUCUCCUGCUCCACCCCCGGCUGGUUCCGCAUUGUUUUCGCUGACGAAAAGCACCCCCUGGAGCUCGGCAUGAGGAGGAUCGGCGAGGCGCUGAGAAAAGUGAAGGAACAACGCGGCGACAGCGACUUGAGCCUCAUCAAAGAGGCCAUUGACGUGACGAGGAGGUCGACAAAGACGGACGGCUUGCGCCCGGACACAACCGCCAUUGUCUGCGCUCGCACGGCGCCAUCGCCGGACAAACCGUCAGACCGGGCAAACGACGACAACAACGGCCCCGCCCCUGCUGGCACACCAUUGGACGCUGAGGAGUUUGUGGUGGUGGACUGCCAGUCGUCCAAGCCAACCGAAAGUCUGGACUCGCUGAUGGGCGUUCUGAGGCAGCAGAUCCGCUCCUCUGAUUGGCUGGAGAAGAAUACUCCAGAGCUGUGUGACGGGGAGGACCCAGGGGUGUUGGAAGUGUUCACGGAUCUGCUACGGAGGGUGAAGAAGUAGGGUGGGGACAGGGCCCGGCGGGAUGGACACCUGGCCUGCCCGCCUUUGUUUCUGAUUCAUGAUUCAAAACACGAGGGCGAAGUACAAAUCUCUCUGAGAAGAUGAUGAGAAAAAUGGUGAUUACUUUUUUUUAACUAUAUUUUAGAUGCCUUAUUUACUUAAAAAAUGAAAAUGCCAAAUGUGAAUUGACCAAACUUAGUUGUAUCUUGUACUCAUGAUUCCAUGAGUGUCGCUUUGUUAUGUUAUCUCGUGUGCACUUUAAUUACUAUCGAAGCUGUCGUCCUGCAAUAAAACCAGACAUUUACAGCCACA